Perkinsus marinus ATCC 50983 is the source of this 342-nucleotide messenger RNA. RefSeq lists its product as hypothetical. The transcript has 2 exons. Lineage: Eukaryota; Perkinsozoa; Perkinsida; Perkinsidae. The coding region runs from base 1 to 342 and encodes 113 amino acids. The record is from RefSeq and is a predicted model, not a curated record.
AUGGCAUGCAGAGGAGAGCCCUCCGUCUUGGUGCUCACUGCAGCAGCGGCUACCUCCGCCCACAGUACUGCUCUAUUGGAGGAGGGGGCUAAGAUGGCCUUAGAGAGGUUGGAGGCUGAUGAUUUCACGGCCCUUAAAGACACCUGCUUUUCGUUGGCUACUAUACCUAGUAUGACUGAGGUGGUGGACAGGAGGCUGAGGUCUGGUAAAGUCACCGACAAGUUGGCUGGACUCAAGGAGGUCUCGGACUAUGCUUGGGAGCUCCUAGCUACAUGUGCUGUGCCGGCCACUCUGCAGUUCGUGGCCUCCAUCCCUGUCCUCAAGGUCGCCAUCACCUUGUAG